ACACAUUGGGCUCCUGAUCACCAAUCCUCCAGGUGACUCCCAGCCAUGAAGACACUUGUCCUCCUCUCUGCCCUUGUCCUGCUGGCCUUCCAGGUCCAGGCUGAUCCUAUCCAAAACACAGAUGAAGAGACUAAAGCUGAGGAGCAGCUAGGGGAAGAGGACCAGGAUGUGUCUGUCUCCUUUGGAGGCCAAGAUGGCUCUGCUCUUCAUGAAGAAUUGUCAAAAAAGCUGACAUGCUAUUGUAGAAAAAGAGGCUGCAAUAAAAGAGAACGUGUUACUGGGAUCUGCAGAAAUCUUUUUUUCACCUACGUGUUCUGUUGCAGCUGAACACGCAGACCACAAAGACAUGAUGAUCAUUGGCUCUGAGGGCACUGAUGCUGGGGUCUGAUGACCACUUCUCAAUAAAUUGCUCGCAAUGUG
Messenger RNA from Mus pahari (shrew mouse), 420 nucleotides. Its product is annotated as alpha-defensin 5-like. The transcript is spliced from 2 exons. Bases 46 to 327 code for a protein of 93 amino acids. Gene Ontology annotation, biological process: antimicrobial humoral immune response mediated by antimicrobial peptide; defense response to Gram-positive bacterium; antibacterial humoral response. The record is from RefSeq and is a predicted model, not a curated record. Gene Ontology annotation, cellular component: extracellular matrix; extracellular region. NCBI's taxonomy places the organism in Eukaryota, Metazoa, Chordata, Mammalia, Rodentia, Muridae.